This is a messenger RNA of Lottia gigantea (owl limpet), 1500 nucleotides long. RefSeq lists its product as hypothetical. Gene Ontology annotation, molecular function: protein binding. Lineage: Eukaryota; Metazoa; Mollusca; Gastropoda; Lottiidae. The annotation marks the transcript as partial. The record is from RefSeq and is a predicted model, not a curated record. The transcript has 8 exons.
AUGGAAGUCGGGUUUGUAUGUUUGGAGAUGAGAUUAGAUGAUUGGAGACAGAGUUUAUUUAAGAGACAUAUUAGGAAAUUUUAUGGUCGUUAUAGCGAAAAAUAUUACUAUCUGUUAGUAGUGGAGGUUUAUAAAAUAUUAGGGAGAAAGAGAUUUAAGCCUUAUGACAUGGAGUCUGAAUAUGAUGAUGGUGAUAUGGUCAAAAGUAAAGAUGAAGUUUGUUGCUGUUGUCUAAAAUCCUCUAAGGGCAAAAACUGUUUGAGAUUAAACGGAAAAAAGUGUUCAGUGGCCAAGACUGGAGAGAAAAUACAGAAGUUAUUUGGAUUGACUGACACUGGCAGUAGAAAGAAAUAUUUGAAUCUAACCCUAAAAAAUGCUUUAAUUUGUAGAGGUUGUUUGAUUAAGUUAGACAAAUUUGAGGAAUUUACAUCUUCCCUUAGAUUGUCCACAGAUACAUUCUUAGGUGAUUCUAAACAAGAUGAUGCCAAAAGAAUCAGAGCUGCUCCGAAAUUAGCUCGUGGCAAUAGAGAUGAUAACUGUACAAAUACAACAUGUGUGAACAUUAAAGCAAAGUACCUCAAUCUACAUAGCAAAGUUUUUGAAUUAGAAGAUAUGGUACAUACCAGUCAGAUAAAACUAUCAGAUGAAGAACUACUUAAAAGUUUCUUUCAAAUUACUGCCAAGCUAUUUGGUAAAAAACUGUACAGUGAUAUAGAUGUUUAUCUAGAAGGUGGUCAUGUUAUACAUGGACAUAAAAUAAUAUUAUCAAUUCAUAGUUUAGAUUGGGGCAUUGAUGGUUUUGAUAAUUCUGAUGAAUUAUAUUUAACAGAUGUCAAGUUUGAUGUAGGGUUUGCUAUAUUAAAAUGUAUAUAUACAGAUAAAUUAGAUAUAGACAAGCUAAUUGAUUCAGAUUUAUUAGAGUUGUAUGGUGCAUGUUCACGAUAUAAAUUAUCUAUUCUUUUUAAAAGGACAGAAGAAGUUUUAAGAUGUAAACUUAAAGAAGACAAUGUUGAAAUGAUUUAUAAAUAUGCUGUAGACAAAAAAUUUGAUAAAUUAAUUAAUUAUUGUAAAGCCUUUAAACAGACACAUGAUAUGAAUGUAGAAGAUGAUCAAGACAUCAAAGUAGAACCUGAUUCAGAUGAAGAAUCCCAAUCUUCUGUUUCCAUAACAACUAAUAAAUCUUCUGUAGACCAUUCAUCUAUAGUGGAUUCCAAUAGACAAAUAAGGAUAGUACUUAACAAAAUAGAUAGCUCACAUCUAGAACCAGGGAUUGAUUGUAAAUCAACAGAAAGUGAGUUAGUAGAUAAAGAUCUUGAGGAUUCAGAUGUUUCAAUUAAACAGGAGAAUGAGAGUGAAGUUGAAGGAGAAAAUAAUGAUGAUAUUGAUGAUGUACUGGAAAAUGAUGAUGAUGAUGAUCCUAUGAAUGAUAUUGAUGAUGAUGGAAGUAAUACUGAUAAGAAUGAUGAUGAGUACUCGGCAAGUGGUCACGUGCAUACUAAA